UGGAGGCAAUGCGCAGUCUAGGCGCGUUCGCGUUUGGGCUGUUUCUUGCCACCUUGUACGGAAUGACAGCGCUAUUCUUACAGAACUAUGGGCUUUGGUACUGUCUGAUCACUACAGUUACCAUUGCCGGCUUCAUCGCAUUCGGCAUGGGCCUCUCAGUCCGUGUCCGUUGCAAUGUGAUGCUCAUGCUACCGAUGCUCUGCUCCAUGAAGGGACAAAAGGUGCUGUUAUUCCUGAUCUUUUCCCUGGUGGUCCAGGGGCCCAUAGCCAACACGUUGGAGAACUUUGACCGUGCCGCAGGCAGCGUGGCUUGCGGGGCUGAACUAGCCAUGAAUCAGACCCGCCAGCUGAUGGAGCGAGCUCGAGCACCGCUGCUUCCUGUGCUGAAUAAGAUAAAGCAGAUUACCAGGAACACCUAUGCAGUUGCGGGGAGGGUGCAGAACCUCGUAAAGGCCUUAACGGAGUCGGUGAGGCACGUGGCUCGUACCCUGAGGAACGUCCUCCACUUCCUGGUCAACAUCGGCGAGGUGUGCAAUGACAAGCUGGGUACCCCCUACAGGAAGUGCAACAUGUUAUUCGACGAGGCCCGUGACAACUGCAUGGAGCUCCUGUCUGUGUUCUCCUUCCUCUGUCAUGUGGUGGAUGGCUUUCGCCCCCUUUGUGGUCUUGCUCGGGUGCUACAGAUGUUCUGUAUAAUACCUGAAUAUAUAGCAAGUCAUAUGAAGACCAGAGUGGCUGCCUCAACUAUUGCUGCCUUUGAGCAGAUGAAGCAGGAGUUUGAGUUCAACAUCUCAGCCUCCAUACACUUCGACACACAACUCGACAGCAGCCAGUCUCUACAACAGGUGGCCCAGGGAAUCAUGGGAGAGGUCUCCAAGGACCUUAAUCGCAUCCAGGAGUUAAUGGGACUGCUGGGAUAUGUAGGCUUGUUCCUUCUACUGCUUAUGUACCUGCAGGCUGUCCUGUACAAAAGCAGGUUCCUCCACCAGGACGACUUUGACAACAUCUACAUCACCGAACAGUUUGUGCAGAUAGACCUUAUGAGAUCCAGACAAGGGAAACCAACUCUGCUGCCGCUCACUGACAAAGAGGCUGUCACCUACAUCAGCCCUUGUUCUCUGACCAUGACGGCCAGAGAGAGACAGGGAGCGGCUGUCAGCUCAGUUUCUGUCCUCAGGCACGUUGCCAUGGGCUGCCUGGUAGUGCUGCUGGACCUUGUUGUCUUCUGGGCAUUCGAUGUAGUGCACCACUUGGCCCAGGGGGAGAUUGUAGCCAGAGCCCCUAUUGUGGUUGCGGUUCAAGUGAAUGGUUCGGGCUACGCCUCAGAUAUCUUCAAGGAUCUUGUGGCCUCUUUUGAGGUCCUGCAGAAGGGAAAUAUCACUGUCCUGAGUAAAAAGUGCCUGAUGUUGCCCUCUGAGCCUGAUUACUAUGGCUUCCUCAUUAUAGGGUUUCUUUAUGGUCUCUCCUUCUUUGUUUCAAUGGCUGGUAGCUACAGCAGCCGUUUACGGAGAUUGAUCUGCGCCAGUUACUAUCCCAAACGCGAACAGGAGAGGAUCCUCUUCCUGUACAACCGCAUUCUCAGCCAGCGUACCUCCCUGAGGAAGGCCUUGCUGAGGUCCGUGGCCCAGAGCAAGGCUGACGAGGUCCACGCCACCCUGCUGCAAAGGCUGGUGGCCUGCCUUCCUGCUCGGUCUUGCAUCGCAAAAUUCUUCAAGGCCCCUGAGGUUCACUGCAUGGCUUGUGGAAAGGCAGCGAAAGGGAGGGAGGACCCCAAUAUGUUCGCCUGCAUCACACCGCAGUGCAAAGGCCUGUUCUGCCACCUGUGCCUCCACAGCAUGGGCGGUGCGUGUGCCGUCUGCAUGGGGCCCAUGAUGUACCAGGAGGACUGCGAGGAGGAGCUGGACUCCAGUGAUGAUGAGCAGGUGGGCUUGUGGACUGCAGCCCUGAGGAACAUGGGGCACGGGACUCAGACCAGCAAAGCCAGGACGUUACUGAAGGGGCGGAUCAGGGAGGCUCUCAGGAGGAGGCCGCAGACCAAAAAUGGGAGGAGCCAGCAAGGAGCCAAUGAAAGAGUGAGGCUGGUGGACACGGAUGGAGCCAAUGAAACAAGCAGUGACAUCAGCACACAGAGUGACACUGACCACAGUGAGCCAGACAUGGUGUACCAGGACAGGUCAGCGCGGGACAGCUCUGACUCUGGCGACCACGACCCCCAGCCUUUUCUGGACGUUUGCGCUCGGAAAGCCCAGGAGAUUCAAGCGGAGACCAGCGGCUUUUCCACCUCCCCAGAAAGCAGUCUGUCCCAGGACGAGGAGCUGCGCGCCGUCACCAUCGACACCCCCCACCCGGAGAAGCCCCCUGCCCAAAAGAAAACAUCACAAGAGCUUUGAUCAACCAGGCCUGACUGUGGGGGCACAAUGACGGCAGUGUAGUUUAUGUGGCAAGAGGAAAAGGGUAUAAAACCAUAAAACACUGAAACAUUGAACCACUUUGUUCUAGAAAUGUUCUGGGAAGUGUUAAAUAAAGCACAAAGCAGUAUAGGCUUUUAGAACACUUUUUAGUAAAACAACACUUUAGUGACUGAAACAGAGAUAGCUUGUAAGAAGAAUAAACUUCUUGAAAGUAAAAUAAGUUAAUGAAAUAUUGUUCAUAAACAGUCCAAUGCCUUUCUUUUGUUAGAUACUAGCCUUCUGCUUUUCUCCUACUCACUCCAGAUGCAGUGAUUUAUAUACACAGUUGGUGGACUGCCAAGUGAAAUGAAGACGGGUAUUAUUUUUUAAUCCGGCUGAGGUGAAGAAUGAAAAUAAAUGCAGAGAAUAGUUCGUAAGUGCUGCAGUGUAUGGUUUCUGUAAAUUAACAUGUUAAGUACAAUAAAUUGAGAAAAGAAAACAU
Anguilla anguilla (European eel) is the source of this 2892-nucleotide messenger RNA. RefSeq names its product DC-STAMP domain containing 2 (gene dcst2). NCBI's taxonomy places the organism in Eukaryota, Metazoa, Chordata, Actinopteri, Anguilliformes, Anguillidae. The coding region runs from base 9 to 2390 and encodes 793 amino acids. The record is from RefSeq and is a predicted model, not a curated record. The transcript is spliced from 15 exons. Gene Ontology annotation, cellular component: membrane.